CUGGAUUUGACACCUCCCAUCAGCACGCAACAUUGAUUGAUUGAUUGAUUUCCGAGCAAUAUGACUGAACUCUCUCCUCGUCCAAGCCGCAGCAUGGCUAUUGACUCCCUGCUCAACCCACAAGGGGAGGCAGAAAAAGCAGGCUCGAUUUCACUUCCGAGCAUGCACUAUGGCGCUGGCUCUGGGCCUCUAACACCACACUCACAAUAUCCACCCUACUAUCCACGGAGCCCAACGCACUAUUUCCACGGCUCUGAAAAUCAACACCAUCAUCGCAAUCAUCAUCACCAUUACAACCCUUACCAACAUAGUCACAGUCAGAUCCAGGAUCAUCGUGACCCAUACGCCUCAUACCACCAUUCAACAAACUCAUCGCCAGAACCAUACUCCCGAGACCGCUACUCUUCAGUCUCCAGCAGCACCUCCAGCUCGAACGGCCACCACAGCCACCACUCCCACAGCAACGGCACCUCGGUCUCAGGUAGUGGAGGAGGCCGCGAAGGCCGCCGCCAACCGCGCCCCAAGUAUGAAGAAGAAGAAAUGUACUUCAUCUGGUACCAGCGCGUUGACCUUGGCCAGGAGUGGAAGGAAGUCCGCGAGUCCUUUAACCGGCAGUUCCCAGAGCGCCCGCGGAAAGGGUUCCAGGGGAUCCAAUGUAAAUUCUACCGCUUUAUCAAGGAGAAGAAGUGUCCGACGCUGAGGGAGCAGCGGCGCAUGCGCGAUGGCGAGUUCGUCUCUGGUCAAGCGCCUCAUGCUCUGUCUCAUCCUUCAUCGGAUUCGGCGUCGGGCUACGGGGGAAAGCCCCAGUUUGGCGUCGUUGAGUGGAUGGGCGUCUGGUAUCCUUGGAUGAGGGAGAAUCAGGAGGAGGUGAUGAGGAAGCGGUUGGCGAGGUGA
Molecule: messenger RNA, 894 nt
Organism: Aspergillus nidulans FGSC A4
Lineage: Eukaryota; Fungi; Ascomycota; Eurotiomycetes; Eurotiales; Aspergillaceae
Exons: 1
Coding region: 61-894 (277 amino acids)
Source: RefSeq, a predicted model, not a curated record